GGCUUCAUUAUACAUGUUUCUAAUUUUUAUGUUCUCUUCCACAACAUGGAGUGUCUAAACAUGAUCAAACCUGUCUUUACUCUCUCUUGUUUUUGCAUGCUUCUGUGUUAUGCCACUGUCCUCAACCCUGUUUUUGCUGACGAUACUUGUGAUUUUCCGGCCAUUUUCAACUUCGGCGACUCAAAUUCGGACACCGGUGGACUGCAGGCAGCCUUUAAUUGGACCACUCCACCUUAUGGACAAACCUUCUUUCACAUGCCAAACGGGAGGUAUUCCGAUGGAAGGCUCAUUAUCGAUUUCAUUGCUUCACGUUUAGGUCUUCCUUUUCUGGAUGCCUAUCUCAAUUCUUUGGGAACCAACUACACACAUGGAGUGAAUUUCGCCACUGCAGCAGCAACGAUCACACCCCCGUUAUUUAUUCUUCCGGUGGGCGGAUAUAGCCCCAUCUACUUAGAUGUGCAGGUCGGAGAAUUCGAGCAGUUCAUAAAUAGAUCACAAUUUAUUAAGAAAUCGGGAGGGAUAUUCAAAGAUCUAAUGCCUGAAGAGGACUCCUUUGAGGAAGCUUUGUAUACAUUCGAUAUUGGUCAUAAUGAUAUGGCUAUGGAACUUUUUGCUAACUGGACCGUAGAGGAAGUUAAUGCAUCUAUACCAACCCUAAUCAAUGGGUUAUCCAAUGCGAUCAAGGAUGUAUACAAGUUGGGAGGUAGAUCAUUUUGGGUCCAGAACACUGACCCCAUGGGCUGCCUUCCCCUUAUGUUGACGAGUUUUCCGGAGGCGGCAGCUCAAAACGACAGCGCAGGCUGUGCAAUUCCUUUCAAUCAGUUGUCUCAGUAUUACAAUUACAAAUUGAAGGAAGCGGUUGCUCAACUCAGGAAAGAUCUUCCUUUAGCUGCAAUCACAUAUGUAGAUGUCUACACCAUCAAGUACGAUAUCAUUAGUCAUCCACAAAAAUAUGGACUUUCGUAUCCUACUAUUUCUUGUUGUGGCUAUGGCGGUAAAUAUAACUAUAGCGCUGCAGUCUGUGGAAGUACUGUGAUUGUGAAUGGAAGCGAAUUUUUUGUGGGAUCAUGCGAAGACCCCUCAAAGAGAAUAAAUUGGGAUGGAGUUCACUACACUGAGGCAGUUAACAAGAUUAUUGUUGAUCAUAUCUCCACUGGAAAUUAUUCAGAUCCACCCAUUCCCUUGAACAUGGUCUGCCACAGGGAAUUGGAAGACUGAGAUUCUAAUUAUACAAACAAUUAUUAUAUAUAUAUAUAUACAUACAUACAUACAUACCAUAUUAGCCUCUUUUUAUGUAAUAAGCAAAUACAUUCGAGCCCUUGGUUUGGUAUUUGUGGGUGAGUAUGUAUUUUACCAAUAUAAAUAAAUAAAUUUCAAGUAUCACAAA
Cornus florida is the source of this 1387-nucleotide messenger RNA. RefSeq names its product esterase-like. The transcript is spliced from 5 exons. Lineage: Eukaryota; Viridiplantae; Streptophyta; Magnoliopsida; Cornales; Cornaceae. Gene Ontology annotation, molecular function: hydrolase activity, acting on ester bonds. The record is from RefSeq and is a predicted model, not a curated record. Bases 46 to 1218 code for a protein of 390 amino acids.